Molecule: messenger RNA, 954 nt
Organism: Pestalotiopsis fici W106-1
Lineage: Eukaryota; Fungi; Ascomycota; Sordariomycetes; Amphisphaeriales; Sporocadaceae
Exons: 1
Coding region: 1-954 (317 amino acids)
Source: RefSeq, a predicted model, not a curated record
AUGGCCAUGCUCUCCGAGUUCCGAUACUUUCGCAGACUUCCGCGAGAGCUCCAGGAAAUGGUCUGGAAGCACUGGGAAGCUUCCAAGCCAGUCGUUCGACACUACUUCUUCGCUGACAAGUCUACUCGCUCCUACGUGGCCAUUGACCCUGCCCGCCGCGUCCCGACCAAGAGCCUGACCGCCCACAAGGGCCACAACGCCAUGCGCCUCGACCCGUCCACCAAGACCGUCUUUCACAAGAUCCGGUUCUCAGGCAAGGUGCGCACAACGGGGCUGGAGACGCCGCUCCACGAUAUGUGGGACUUGUCCAGCGGCAGCUGGGCCAAGGCAGCCAAGUAUCCGACCUGCGCCCACGUCAACUUUGACCGCGACGUCUUUGUCUUUCAAAACAUUGUGCCCAACAACAUGAGCCCCUUUCAGUUCCUAGCCGUGCCCAUCAGUCGUUAUAGCAUGUCCAUGGGCAAGGUGCACUUGGACUGGGUCCGACGUAUCCAGCACGUCGCCUACUACCCGCCACCCGACAAGCGGGGCUACUUUCUCAACUGGAGUGCCACCCCUGCCUUCGUCGAUGCGCUGAGGGCCAUGGAGAGCCUCAAGACCCUCUACAUUGUCAAGCGCCCGCAAAAGAAUGUCUGCAACCAUGGCGCGCUGUCGCGGUGGAAGAUUUCCCCGCACAGGCUCACCAAGGGACACCACCACGACGCCGGCUUCAUCAUGCUCCAGGACUUUGUCGCUGAGCACCGCCGCUUGGAUGCCCAGACCCGUCCAAAUCUGAUGUUGCCGCCGCCGCCAACAUCGACAACAGGCAAUCACAAGCCUUGCAAAUGCGAGGGCGUCAAUGCCGGCAGGGGCGCCGUCGAUGUCAGCCAGGCCAUCACGAGGAAGCUCGGCACAACGAGGGUGGCCCAGAUCAACAUCGUCGAUGUUGUUGAUCCCUUAUAUCCCGGUAUUUGA